ACCCAGACACGGGCAUCUCUGACCCAGAGCAGUAUCACACCUACUCCGAGCUCACCAACCCGCAGGAGCCGCUGAGUAAGGAGCAGUGGGAUGACCUGGGCAGCAGCACCUCUCCCUGCUCCCAGGCCAGCGAUGAUGAGGCCAAGACUGGCAGCCCUGUGAAAGCUGAGCCCUUCCCCACACCCAAAAAGGAUGACUUGGCUCUGCCCUCGCUCAGCCUCAUCACCACCAGCGCCGGCAGCACGGAGGUUGGCAAGCAGGCAGCAGAGAGCAGCCAGUCCUACACAGCCACUCCCCUGGACAUUCCCAACAUGUUCAGCUUCUGGGAGGACCGGCAGGCAGCCCACCCUGCAGAGCCCCUGCA
Messenger RNA from Zonotrichia albicollis (white-throated sparrow), 364 nucleotides. Lineage: Eukaryota; Metazoa; Chordata; Aves; Passeriformes; Passerellidae. The record is from RefSeq and is a predicted model, not a curated record.